Messenger RNA from Pochonia chlamydosporia 170, 570 nucleotides. RefSeq lists its product as hypothetical. The record is from RefSeq and is a predicted model, not a curated record. Lineage: Eukaryota; Fungi; Ascomycota; Sordariomycetes; Hypocreales; Clavicipitaceae. The transcript has 2 exons. The coding region runs from base 1 to 570 and encodes 189 amino acids.
AUGCAUCUCAAGUCAUUCAUUUCAAUCUGCCUCAUUGGCCAGGUGGUAGCUCAGGCUACUACCGAGCCUUCCUCUGGGUCUGCGUCCAAGACGUUACCGCCUUCGCCGACUGGCUCUAUCUGCCAGCCUCACGGUGAUCACUGGCACUGCCACGCUUCGUCUACCAGUGCGGUUGACAACCACUCCGCUACCGGAUCAUGCGAGCCUCACGGUGACCACUGGCACUGCCCGUCUGGAGUUCCUAAGCCGACUACACCUCCUGCUCAGACCCAAACCGGUGCGAAGCCCACAGCCACGGGAGAUGACCAUGAUGACCACGAUGACCACGAUCAUGGAAACGGCAAGGAGUGUACGCCUCACAAUGACCACUGGCAUUGCCCAUCUGGUGUCUCUGCGCCCACGUAUCCUCCCACCGCUGCCCCUACCAAGGCUCCUUCAAGCUCAGGCUCAAGCUCAGGCACUGCUGCUGCCGCUACGUCGACUACAGUCACUGCUGGGGCGGGUCGUGCCAACGUCAUCGGUGCUGGCUCGUUCAUUGGGGCUGUCCUGGUCGCCGCUGUCAUGGCAUGA